This is a messenger RNA of Chilo suppressalis (striped riceborer), 2143 nucleotides long. NCBI's taxonomy places the organism in Eukaryota, Metazoa, Arthropoda, Insecta, Lepidoptera, Crambidae. The record is from the annotation of a GenBank genome assembly.
CAGGGCCUGUACGAUAUUGCUAGAGAACAAAACAAUAAAUUGUAAAAUGGUAUAAAUAUAAUAGUAUACAAUAAUUGAGUAACUUAAAUAAUUAAAGUAUUAGAAUCAAAAGAGCGGACUAGAAGAUUGGCGCGAUCUUUAACUACUUAUCUAUUAUUGCAUCGUAUCGUACUAAUAAAAACUCGGAGUGUAGAUUCGGUACGUCGCCUUUAGGAGCGAAGAAAACUACAAAAAUCAAAUCACAAUCAACUUUAAACAAAAAGAUUUGAAGAAAACUACUUUUAGUGUUGGCUGUAGGGCGCACUUUUGAAUAAAUUCGAUAAUAAUUGAAAAUGCAUAGAAUUGUUCACUUGGAUUUGAAAGGGGCGCCGCCCAAAGUUGAAUAUCUAGAAAAAGUGCUUCUAUGUAUAAAAUCAUGGGGAGCAACAGGUGUUCUUCUGGAAUGGGAAGAUACUUUCCCAUACACUUGGGAGUUAGUGGACAUAGGUAGCCAGGGCGGGAGCGGAGGGGACGGUGUUUACCUUCAGGAUGAAGUCAAACAUAUUUUUCAAUUUGCUAAAGAUAAUGGCUUGUUGGCUAUUCAACUUAUACAAACUAUAGGUCACAUGGAAUUUGUGCUUAAGCACCCUAAAUACCAGAAGAUGAGGGAAGCCAAGCAGUCACCAGCGGUUCUCUGCCCUCUUAAACCAGAAUCGAAGCAGCUUGUGAGAGCGAUGCUAGAUCAAGCACUGAAUGCACAACCUGAUGCAGAAUAUUUACAUAUUGGGGCUGAUGAGGUAUGGCAUAUGGGUGUGUGCCCAGAAUGUCAAACGAAGGCAGCAACGCAUGAGCACAAAGCGGCAGCACUUUACUUAGAUCAUAUUCAAGAUAUUGCGAUGUACCUUAAAAGGAAGAAACAGAAUUUAACUAUCCUCAUGUGGGAUGAUAUGCUGAGAAAUAUAAGUGUAGAUGUGUUGAAAAAGUAUGAGUUAUGCAAUCUAGUUCAGCCCGUAGUGUGGGACUACAAUUCGAAGGAAUUCUUCCGUAUAAGCGACCAGUUGUGGGAAACUUAUCGACAGCUAUUCCCCAAAGUGUGGGCCGCUUCUGCAUUCAAAGGGGCAAACGGAAGCUGUCAGAUACUGUCUCCGGUGAAUCGUUACGUAAGCAAUCACGAGGCUUGGAUAGAAGAGAUCAGAAGGCAUUCACCUAGAGUGAAGUUUGGUGGUAUAAUCCUAACUGGAUGGUCUAGGUACGAUCACUACGCGACUCUGUGCGAAUUACUGCCCGUAUCUCUACCGAGUCUUGCGAGUUGUCUGCGGUUACUAACUAAAGCGGAUUCUACGCCUAAUGAGGCAGUGGUCUGCGAAUCGUUGCCUUGCGAACAAUGGCCGGGCGAGGCAGCGGCACGCGGCGUACACGCGUUCGUUUUACUGCGGGACCGAGCCUAUGCCUUCAUACACGGGGACCUAGUGACAACUUGGCUGAACGCGUGGCAGAUCGAGAACAGUUACACAAAUCCGGUGCAGGCUGAAAACAUCGUUACCGUCUCAAAACAAUUGAUAACAGAAUUUGUUACCCUCCAAACGGACUUAACGCCCAACCUCAAUUCCAUAACGGGCAGGCGUAGUUCCGAAGAGUGGAUAAAAACGUUCUUGAACCCUCUUAUGAGCAAAAUAAGCGAGUUACACAAGACAGCCGAAGCCAGGAGCAAAGCCGAGGCUAGCAUCAGCCCUUUGAACACGUUAUUUCUCUGGAAUAAGUAUUGGAACGUGCAGUGAGUGGGUUUCAUAGCGUGUUGCAGCUGUUUAAAGAGCGGACAUUGAAUGAAUGCGUUUCCAUAAUAAUGAUCAGUUCUUUAGGGCCACCUGCAGGGAUUUUGCUAAAUCUCGUUUCAAUUAAAACCAGAUCUAUUCCAUAGAAAAAUGUCAAAACGUCAAUGAUGUCGAUUCUGGCAUGAUUCUCUAAAGCCAAACUUAAAUUUGACAACAGUGCAUCCUUGUCCUUCUCUAUACAGAAUGAAAAGGUGAGACUGACCUUAAGUUUAGUUUUAAGUUUAGAGAAUCACGCCAGAAUUGACACCAAUGUCGAUUUGACAUCAUUGUGUGGGCUAAAUCUGGUAUUAGUGAAAUUGAAAUAUAGCAAUAUUGAUGCGAGUAGAGCUUAG